AUAAAUAUCAAAAUUGCAAAGAACCCUUCACAAGACACCAAAGGGUGAAGAAAAAGCAAAAACACUGAAUACACCAAAAAUGGCCAAAAGCAAAAACUGUCAUGCUUUGCCUCUUCUCCUUGCCCUGAUCCUCUUCUUCACUCUUCUUGGAACCUCUCACGCAGGUGGCAUAGCCAUCUACUGGGGGCAAAAUGGUAACGAGGGCACCCUCUCAGAAGCAUGUGCAACAGGCAAAUACACCCACAUAAACAUAGCCUUUCUCAACAAAUUCGGCAAUGGCCAAACCCCAGAAAUGAACCUGGCUGGUCACUGCAACCCCGCAACCAAUUCCUGCACAAAGUUCAGCUCCGAAAUCAAGGACUGCCAAAGCAAAGGGAUCAAGGUGUUACUUUCAAUAGGUGGUGGCAUUGGAAGCUACACUUUGGCUUCAGUAGAAGAUGCAAGAAACGUUUCAACUUUUCUGUGGAACACUUUCUUGGGAGGCAAGUCAUCAUCAUCUUCAAGGCCACUAGGUGAUGCUGUGUUGGAUGGCAUAGACUUUGACAUUGAACUUGGUUCAACACAAAACUAUGAGCACCUUGCACGUUUUCUUAAGGCGUAUAGUGGGGUUGGCGGGAAGAGGGUGUACCUAGGUGCUGCUCCUCAGUGUCCAAUUCCUGAUAGAUUUUUGGGCACUGCCCUUAACACUGGCCUUUUUGACUUUGUUUGGGUUCAGUUCUACAAUAACCCUCCGUGUCAGUAUGCUAAUGGGAACAUAACUAACCUUGUGAGUUCUUGGAACCGGUGGACUAGUACGGUGCCUGCCGGGAAGAUAUUUUUAGGGUUGCCGGCCGAUCCGGCCGCCGCUGGCAGCGGUUUCAUUCCGGCUGACACGUUGACUUCUCAGAUCCUGCCUGUGAUUAAGGAGUCGCCAAAAUAUGGUGGGGUGAUGCUGUGGUCAAGAUUCUUUGAUGUCCAGAACGGGUAUAGUACUUCAAUUAUUGGCAGCGUGUGAAGAGUGGUUGCAAUUAGCCAAUGAUUUUUUAUUUUCAAGUUGUGAUUUUAAAAGUAAUAACUACUAGGAAAAGAAUAAUGUACUUUUGUGAAGUGGUGUGUUGUUAUCUGCAAUUGUGGGCGCAUGAAUAUAUUGCACUUUGGUUUGUUUUAUUUUCAA
This is a messenger RNA of Glycine soja, 1153 nucleotides long. Its product is annotated as hevamine-A. Gene Ontology annotation, biological process: carbohydrate metabolic process. The coding region runs from base 80 to 994 and encodes 304 amino acids. Gene Ontology annotation, molecular function: chitinase activity. The record is from RefSeq and is a predicted model, not a curated record. NCBI's taxonomy places the organism in Eukaryota, Viridiplantae, Streptophyta, Magnoliopsida, Fabales, Fabaceae. Gene Ontology annotation, cellular component: extracellular region. The transcript has a single exon.